AAAGUAGGAGCAGAAGAUGUUUAGUGCUGUUAGAUCUCCUACCAGAUCCCUUUACGUCAGAUGGUGCUCAUCCUACAUCAAACAGACACGCUUCCUGUUUGAAUUAAAAGAAAAUGAUGACAUUUGUCGCCAGGCACUAAAAUCAGGAUCAUUUUAUCUGUUCCACAAGCUUUCACCCCUUGUACGGAAGUCCGACAGUAGUUAUUGUGUACCACUUAUAAGCUCUUCAGAGUUACUGAACACCCUCAGCCAGCAUGGAAAAUGCAAGUUGACUUUGGAAGACUCAGUUCUUGUUGGCUGCUCAGAUUCAUGCACUGCAGAAUUUGCACUGGACCUAGGGUCCCUGGAACAAUCUAACCUGGAGAAUGAAUUAUCAGGAAAGUUCACAGAUUUCCGCAAAGCUAUUGUGAAAAUAGAUGGAAAAGAUGGAUCUAUGCUGUCUCGGGGACAGGCUCUUCUCCGCUGGCAUGAAAAUAAUCAAUACUGCAGCAAAUCAGGAAAACCCACCCAGAAGAAUGUGUCUGGCAGUAAGCGAGUGUGCAGUUCUAAUGGAAUGAUCUAUUACCCCCAGAUGUCUCCAGUGAUCAUCACACUGGUGUCUUGUGGAAACCGUUGCUUGCUUGCUCACCAGGAGACCUUCCCCCCUGGGAUGUACACAGCUCUGGCAGGCUUCUGUGAAAUUGGUGAGACACUGGAGGAGACAAUUCGGAGAGAGGUAGCAGAAGAAGUUGGGUUAGAAGUAGACACUCUCCGAUAUUCUGCAUCUCAGCACUGGCCUUUCCCUAACAGUUCUCUGAUGGUAGCAUGUCAGGCUACAGCCAAAGAUGACAAGCUCAAUAUCAACAGAGAAGAGUUGCAAGAUGCCAGAUGGUUCAGCUUGGAUGAGGUGAUCGAAGCUCUGCAAGUAAACAUGCUGCCACCAAAAAUGGCCGAUGGCACCAUACCAGUAUGGGUACCACCGAGGUUUGCCAUUGCUCAUCAUCUAAUCCAGGAGUGGGUACAAGAGCAGAAGACACAAUUGAAAGUAAAGUAAAAUACUGAGGACAAUCAAAAAUCGGUGCUCCACUUAUACU
Nanorana parkeri is the source of this 1073-nucleotide messenger RNA. RefSeq names its product nudix hydrolase 13 (gene NUDT13). The coding region runs from base 17 to 1033 and encodes 338 amino acids. Lineage: Eukaryota; Metazoa; Chordata; Amphibia; Anura; Dicroglossidae. Gene Ontology annotation, molecular function: hydrolase activity; metal ion binding. The record is from RefSeq and is a predicted model, not a curated record. The transcript is spliced from 8 exons.